CCUCCAGGCUCCAUAUAUAUGCUAGCUAUGGCCAGGCUUUCUUCUUUUUUCAGCCAUUCUCUUUGCUUCCACAUGAUCUUGGUUUUUCUUCUUCUUCUUCUACAAGUUUGCCCGGAACUUGCAGUCUCUCGCUCAACGGUUAAGUAUCUUCCCGGCUUCCGGGGAACUCUUCCAUUUGAGCUUGAAACUGGGUAUGUGGCAGUGGGUGAUUCGGAGGAUGUACAACUCUUCUACUACUUUGUCAAGUCGGAGAGGAGUCCUAAAGAUGAUCCUCUCCUGCUAUGGCUAAUCGGUGGCCCCGGUUGCUCUGCUUGGACCGGCGUUGCCUAUGAAAUAGGUCCACUGAAUUUUAAGAUGGAGGAGUACAAUGGAAGCCUGCCCGAAUUGGUGUUAAAUCCACAUUCUUGGACAAAGGAAUGUAGCAUAAUAUUUGUGGACUCGCCCGUCGGCACUGGAUUUUCUUAUGGAAGAACCCCCACUGCUUCUCAGUCGAGUGACUCGAAACAAGUAGACCAUCUCCACCAAUUCCUCGUUAAGUGGCUGAUUGAUCACUCAGAAUUUGUCUCGAACGCAUUCUAUGUCGGUGGCCAUUCCUUCACUGGCAUUACUAUUCCGAUCCUCGUUCAACGAAUCUCAAGUGGAAAUGAAGAAGGUGUUCGCCCAUUGAUAAACCUCCAGGGAUACAUUCUAGGAAACCCUAUGACUGAUCCAAUUUUAGAUGGCAAUUCAGUAAUUCCUAGUGCUUAUGGACUGGGAUUCAUUUCUGAUGAACUCUACGAGUCUUUGAAGACAACCUGCGGAGGAGAGUAUGUAAUUAUAAGUCCGAGAAAUGCAGAGUGUUUGAACUAUGUUCAAGCUUUCUAUGAGUGCCUUUCAGGAAUUAAUUUUGUACAUGUUUUGGAAUCUUCAUGUGCUUUUGCUUCUCCUAAGCCACAAGUUACAUUUGAUCGAAGAAGAUCUCUUUACCAAAAUCUUCAAGUGUUCCUCGAUCCCGACCCAUCACUUCCUCCAUUUGGCUGCCUUACUUAUGGAUAUUUGCUUUCUCGUUAUUGGGCUAACGAUGAUGGCGUCCGCAAAGCCCUUCACACAAGAAAGGGAAGCAUAGGGGAAUGGGAGCGUUGCAAAUUUGGAUUACGAUAUACACAUGAUGUUCAAAGCACUUUUGAGUAUCACGUUAAGCUUAGUACUGAAGGCUACCGAUCUUUAAUAUACAGUGGUGAUCAUGACUUAGAAGUACCAUCUCUGGGGACUCAAGCAUGGAUAAGAUAUUUAAACCAUUCCAUUGUCGAUGAUUGGAGGUCCUGGAUCGUCCAAGGCCAAGUUGCAGGUUACACAAGGACAUAUUCCAACCGGAUGACAUUUGCGACUGUUAAGGGUGGGGGGCACACAGCACCUGAGUACAGGCCUGAAGAAUGUUUCAUUAUGUUCAAAAGGUGGAUAUCACACGAAGCUUUGUGAUCAUCUCCAGCUGCACAGCCCUGAAUGCCAUUUCCAAAAAUAAUAAAUAAAAAAAUAAAAAUAGCUGCUUGGUAUGUACGGCUUGGCUCUUCGCUGAUCACUCUUUUAAUUGUUCACUUGUUUCUUUAAUUUGGUUGUU
This is a messenger RNA of Corylus avellana, 1597 nucleotides long. Its product is annotated as serine carboxypeptidase-like 2. The record is from RefSeq and is a predicted model, not a curated record. Gene Ontology annotation, biological process: proteolysis; secondary metabolic process. NCBI's taxonomy places the organism in Eukaryota, Viridiplantae, Streptophyta, Magnoliopsida, Fagales, Betulaceae. Gene Ontology annotation, molecular function: acyltransferase activity, transferring groups other than amino-acyl groups; serine-type carboxypeptidase activity.